Rhincodon typus (whale shark) is the source of this 2847-nucleotide messenger RNA. Its product is annotated as F-box and leucine-rich repeat protein 7. The coding region runs from base 1 to 807 and encodes 268 amino acids. The transcript is spliced from 2 exons. Gene Ontology annotation, molecular function: protein binding. Gene Ontology annotation, cellular component: SCF ubiquitin ligase complex. Gene Ontology annotation, biological process: SCF-dependent proteasomal ubiquitin-dependent protein catabolic process. The record is from RefSeq and is a predicted model, not a curated record. NCBI's taxonomy places the organism in Eukaryota, Metazoa, Chordata, Chondrichthyes, Orectolobiformes, Rhincodontidae.
AUGGAACCAAUCACUCUUAACAAAUUAAAGUACAAUCCAUUCCUGAGAACGCCCGCAAAAGAUGAAAUUUGUUGUUCCAAGAUAACCUGCAUUAGUCUGACAAGGGAAGCUUCCAUCAAACUCUCUCCACUUCACGGGAAACAAAUCUCCAUACGCUACCUGAAUAUGACAGAUUGCUUUGUACUUGAAGACGAAGGGUUGCAUACGAUAGCAGCUCACUGCACCCAACUGACCCACCUUUACCUGCGUAGGUGUGUACGUGUCACAGACGAGGGCCUCCGCUACCUGAUGCUUUAUUGCACAACAAUCAAAGAACUAAGUGUCAGUGACUGCCGUGCUGUGAGUGAUUUUGGAAUGAGAGAGGUGGCAAAAUUGGAAGCACAUCUGAAGUAUCUCAGCAUUGCUCACUGUGGCCGGAUCACAGACGUGGGUAUCCGUUACAUUGCCAAGUAUUGCAGUAAACUGCGUUAUCUGAACGCUCGGGGUUGUGAAGGAAUAACUGACCAUGGAAUUGAGUACCUUGCCAAAAAUUGCACAAAACUGAAGUCCCUGGAUAUUGGGAAGUGUCCAUUAGUUUCCGAUGCAGGCAUGGAGUUUUUAGCGUUAAACUGUUACAACCUGAAGCGGCUGAGUCUUAAGUCCUGCGAAAGCAUCACUGGCCGCGGUUUAAAGAUUGUCGCCGCUAACUGCUUCGAGCUUCAGAUGUUGAACGUACAGGACUGUGACAUCUCUGUUGAGGCACUGCGAUUUGUCAAACGCCAUUGCAAAAAAUGCAUUAUAGAACACACCAAUCCGUCCUUCUUCUGACAAAACGUUCAACAACGAAUUAGAACAGACCAUCGAUUGUAAAAACAGAUUUUAUCUCCUUUUCCUUCUCCUCAAUUCAAAUAUUUAGUUCACUUCCACAAUGUAAAAUUAUUACCCUGCUAUGACAGAAAGUCAUGGUAAUGAAUUUUUUUUUUCUUUUCUCUCCUGUAUUUUUGAAUGCCAGAUCAACAAAAUAGGUAUCCAAAGGCAUAAACUAAAUACAUUCAAACUUUUUAAGUUGCUGGAAUAAUUUAUCAGUUGUGAUAUUAUUACUUAAAUCAGCCGCUGGGAAUGAAAAUGGAAAAAUUCAGCACAACACUUGCCUCCUUCUUUUCAAUUUUCUUAAAAUGGAGCACUAUGUUUUACUUGACAGCCCAUCAUAAUAUUAGAUCCUGAUGGGGAGGGAUACCGUCACUUUGAUUGUUAUAACAUGAAGAUUCUAAAUAACAUUGCAUUUCCAUGUUUUUAUUUCAUUUAAUUAAUAAAAAAGUGUAAUAAUCCUAACUAAAAAGUAAUGCACUUAUUGUUCUGGUAUCUUCACAAUCAGCUAAACUUAACCACAUGUUGUGCUGUUGGGUGAGGGACAAAAGGCCAAUGCAAUGGAUGCUGCCCUUUCACCUCACUCAGACCUGGGUUUAAAUGCAGUCUUGUCUGAUAGGUGUAAAUCUCUCUGGAAUUUAUUGAAAUGAAUUCCAACCCAUCAGCAAGUUGGCCUUGACCCAGCAUGAAAAUAGCUUAUUCAGCAAUAGAUUUGGCAUUUUUGCUCAGAGACUAUAUGGAAAGCUGGCAUGGGAAAGGUCCAGUUAAGGAUGCUUUUCUGAGGUUGGACUGAUGUACAUUAAUGUACAAUAAAAUUAGCUUUACUCUGCAGCUCCUUGAACUUUAUCAAAACUGAAGGUAUUUGAUGCUGACAUUAGAAUGACAGUCUUCAACCUUUUGUGCUUCUCGUAGGGCUUCAUUCUUUGGCAGUGAAAAGUUGGCAAUUACCCCAAGAUACCUGAUUGAAAGUCAGUACUAUCAUUCAUUUCCCUGAUAGGAUUAAGAAUGCACUUAAAUAAUGUUGUACAUAACUCCAAGCUAUCGUAAUAGUGCAUCCAGUCUAGAAUAAUUAGGGAAGUUAACAAAGGAAAUUUUGUAUCAGUCAAAUAAUGUCUGAAAAUGUUUGCUGCCUGCUUGUAGCAAAUAACCUGGAGGAUGUGCAGAGGGAAGAAAUCUCUUUUUCUGUAACUUCAAAAAGCUUUUGAACAUUGAAGCCAGGAAGCUUCUUUAUCAUGGGAAAUGAGAACAAGUCAUGUCAGACUUGCACUUAUUAUGUAAAAAAAAAUUUGCAAACAAACUUUGCCAAAAGUUUUGUGAUCAGGACAAUCUUUAAUUGGCCAGUUAUGUUGGCAAGCAAAAUGUGGAAGCUUUGUCCUUCUUGAUUCUGGUCAAAUCAGGUGGGAUUACAAAUCAAGAAUGAUGAAAAUUUCAAGUGGUGUGGCCCAUUGGCUCCUGACUACUUUAAUUAGGACACGCAACGUCUCACUCCUGCUAUGACUGAUUCUGAAAUCUCAUUUUCCACAUAUGUCAGUGGGGUGAUUUUGGAGACAGAUGUUUAUGUCAUCAGGAAAUCACCCAUCAUUUUGUUCCAGUGAUCACCAACCCUAAAAAUAUUAUGUGGAAGUAAGUCCCUGGCCCCAGCAUUCCCACAGUGAAGGUGAAGGACACUGACAUGGCCUAUCUCCCUCCAGGCAGUCCCAGAGACUGAACCACUGAAAUCCUUCAUGCCAUUCAAGACUUUAAGGUGAGAAUGCUCAUCCUUGUCCUGGUCAUCAUUGUGAAGACCUCCUUUCACUUAUUCUUUUGUUGCAGCACAACCGAUACCGUUCUCUUUUGCAGUGGCAGGCUUCCUUCCAGUGACAUGAAUUUCACCAGGAGAACAUUGUUCAUAUGUAAUGACUCAGCAGAAAUGGUUAUGGUUCGGGAGAGCACGGAGCAAUACUAAUUGGGGUGAAAUUCCCUCCAGAGAUAACAUUUUUGUUGGUAAUCUUUCAUCAGAAC